This is a messenger RNA of Zychaea mexicana, 802 nucleotides long. RefSeq lists its product as uncharacterized. The transcript has 4 exons. The record is from RefSeq and is a predicted model, not a curated record. Bases 151 to 747 code for a protein of 198 amino acids. NCBI's taxonomy places the organism in Eukaryota, Fungi, Mucoromycota, Mucoromycetes, Mucorales, Lichtheimiaceae.
UUACGAGCCAAUCGCAUACUAAAACUGGAUUGCGAUCGGCUGGUGGAUGAACAAACAUCUGAACUCAAGGAAGAAAUAAAUCAUCUUCGGUUCCAAAAUGUUCGGCUACAACGAAGCAAUCGACUUUUACAAGACGACCUGAAUGAAUACAUGACAGAAAUGAAUCAAAUGCGCAAUGACCAGAUUCGGAAAAUGAAAAAUGUCGGUCCAGAGUACGAGUAUCUGGUGCAGAUGAUCAAUCUACUCUAUCGCCAGUUACAAGGCAAACCAACAUGUGAAAAGACCUGCUGUUUUACAAACAAACCGCUGAGUCAAGGAUUCUCUGUGCUCACGCUGCCACCGGAUGACAGCCAAGACCAGCGUGCCAAACCGCAGCAUAUCUGUCGACCCGCGAUCCACUCGCACGUGAACGGCGGCAGCUUGGCUGUUGCGUCACAGCAAGAGAACGCCCGACUGCGCGAGGAGAUGGACCAGGUCAAGCAUGACCGCGACAGUCUGUAUGAGGUCAUUCACGAAAAGGAGGAGGAUCUCGAGACGCUCAAACGCGAACUGAAGAUGAAGGAUGAUAUCGUCAGCCAGUUAGAAAAGGACUUUGAGCGCAUGGAGGUCGAGGUGGUCGAUUUGCAAAAGGAUUGGCGACAGUCUGACCGUUACUCUGAACUACGGCAUUUUCCCACUCCCCCGCCAAAAGAUAAGCAGGAGCACCUCACGGACACGUACUUUACAGUCAAAGAGAUACCACGAUAAAACAACAGAAACCCUUAUUAAUUCUAAUAUCAAGAGAGAGAGAGAGAGAGAGAGA